Molecule: messenger RNA, 5846 nt
Organism: Myotis brandtii (Brandt's bat)
Lineage: Eukaryota; Metazoa; Chordata; Mammalia; Chiroptera; Vespertilionidae
Gene: AHDC1
Product: AT hook, DNA binding motif, containing 1
Exons: 7
Coding region: 997-5691 (1564 amino acids)
Source: RefSeq, a predicted model, not a curated record
UGGAACUCAUUGGGGUGGAAACUCCCUAGCAACAGCUGAUGGAUGGGUUAGGGCCUUGAUAUUGGCCUGGGGCCACAGCAUGACCCUGGAAGGACCAGGCUGGUGCUGGGGGGCUUGGAGGGGAAUUUAAGGGGAAAGAAUUAAGCUCAUAAAUCUUGGACCCUCUCAGUUUUCCUCCUCCUCCACCUUAAUCUCUUACCAAACCUGCCCCCCAGCUGCUCAUCCAAGGCCGGGGGUUAAGGGAGUCCACCUGCCCAUUCCCCUCUCCCUCCAACGGGUGCUCACCCACUUCUGAAAUUGCACACGUGCACCCCUGUGGGGAAGGAAGAGUGCAGCCACUGCAGUUGGGUAGGAUAAAGACCUGGUGUGUCCACCACUGGAUGUGACCUCUGACUCACAGUGGUAGAUAGGGCUUCGAGGCCUCCAUUUCCUCAACCUGGGGUUUGAAAUUCUCUCCUGGUACCUGUCUGCUCAUUCAGGAAGGAGCACAAAGACCAAGAGGGAUUGCGCAGCUGCAGGACACAUGGCCCUGUCUUCAGAAGCCCCAGUCUGAGAGAAGCACAGCCUUGGCCUUGGGAGCCCUCAAACCCAGAGAUGGGAGUUUGCCUGCUUGUCUGCCCAUCAGCCUGGACCCCAGAGCCUGCCCAGCUAAGUGCGUGCAGAGGGCCCUGGGUUCGGGGCAACUCUCAGGCUGCCGCGGAGACCACCCUGGAAUCACUGGUGAAGACUGGCCUGUCCUGCUGAGCUGGGCCUGUCUGCACAGCCUGCUCAGGCGCUGUCCACGCCCCGAGGCCUGGGCUCAGGCCGAAGUUGUUCCACGGCACCCCCAGCUGCCAGCCAGCAACUAGCAGAGCCCCCAAGCACGGGGGCCCUCUCUCUCCCAGAUAUCUCCAGUGUGACAGCCCAGGCGGCAGAGCCGAGGGUCCUGGUCCCGGCUUCUCGCACCCUCAUGUCAGCCCCGGCCCCGCCUGGUGGCCCUCGGAGGACAAGGUCAGGAUGCGUGUGAAGCCCCAGGGCCUGGUGGUGACUUCCAGUGCCGUGUGCAGCUCUCCUGACUACCUCCGGGAGCCCAACUUCUCCGAGAACCCACACCCACCCCCCCGCCGGGACCCUAGCACCCGGCGCCCACCAGUCCUUGCCAAGGGGGACAGUCUGCUGCCCCCUCGGGCAGCCCGUCCAGUCUCACAGGCCCACUGCCCCACACCUGCUGGAGACGGCAGCAGCUCCCAACGUCACUGGGACAACGGGCGGGUGAACCUGCGUCCAGUGGUGCAGCUGAUUGACAUCAUGAAGGACCUGACCCGGCUCUCCCAAGACCUGCAGCACAGCGGUGUGCACCUGGACUGCGGUGGUCUCCGGCUUAGCCGCCCGCCCGCCCCACCCCCUGGUGACCUUCAGUAUAGCUUCUUCUCCUCCCCCAGUCUGGCCAACAGCAUCCGCAGCCCAGAGGAGCGGCCUACCCCCCACGCCAAGUCUGAGCGGCCCAGUCACCCCCUCUAUGAGCCUGAGCCUGAGCCGAGAGACAGUCCUCAGCCCAGUCAAGGCCAUAGUCCCGGAGCCACGGCCGCGGCCACUGGCCUGCCCCCGGAACCUGAGCCAGACGGCCCUGAUUACUCAGAACUCGCUGAUGCCGACAUCCUUAAUGAGCUGGCCUCCCUUACUUGCCCCGAGGCCCAGCUGCUGGAGGCCCAGGCCCUUGAGCCCCCAUCGCCUGAGCCAGAGCCUCAGCUCCUGGACCCCCAGCCCCGCUUCCUGGACCCACAGGCACUAGAACCGCUUGGGGAAGCGUUGGAGCUGCCGCCCUUGCAACCUCUCGCUGAUCCUCUGGGGCUGCCAAGCCUGUCUCUGCAGGCCCUGGACACCCUGCCUGACUCCCUGGAGUCACAGCUGCUUGACCCUCAGGGACUUGACCCCCUGCCCAAAUUGCUUGACGUCCCCGGCCGUCGUCUGGAGCCCCAGCAGCCCCUAGGGCCCUGCCCACUGGCCGAGCCCUUGCACCUGGACUUAUGCUCACCCCAUGGUCCCCCUGGGGCUGAGGGACUCCCCAAGUACGCCUUGCGGCGCACUGAUAGGCCAAAGAUUCUGUGUCGCCGGCGGAAAGCUGGUCGGGGGCGCAAGGCAGACGCCGGACCUGAGGGCCGCCUGCUGCCCCUGCCUAUGCCCACAGGGAUGGCGGCCGCCCUGGCUGAGCCUCCACCACCACCGCCUCCACCACCUCCUGCCCUGCCAGGCCCAGGCCCAGAGCUGGAGCCGGAAUCUUCCCAGAACCCAAUGAUUCCUGCCCGCAAAAGCAAGUGCCGGGGCGUACGCCGCAUGGUGGUGAAGAUGGCCAAGAUCCCUGUGUCGCUGGGUCGGCGGAACAAGACCACAUACAAGGUGUCCUCUCUGAGCAGCAGCCUGAGCGUGGAGGGCAAAGAGCUGGGCCUGCGUGUGUCGGCAGAGCCCACCCCGCUGCUGAAGAUGAAGAACAAUGGACGGAACGUGGUGGUGGUCUUCCCACCCGGCGAGAUGCCCAUUAUCCUCAAACGUAAGCGCGGCCGCCCUCCUAAGAACCUCCUGCUGGGUCCCGGCAAGCCCAAGGAGCCAGCCGUGGUGGCGGCUGAGGCCGCCACUGUGGCAGCAGCCACCAUGGCCAUGCCGGAGGUGAAGAAACGGCGGCGGCGGAAGCAGAAGCUGGCAUCUCCCCAGCCGUCCUACGCCGCCGACGCCAAUGACAGCAAGGCCGAGUACUCAGACGUCCUGGCCAAGCUGGCCUUCCUGAACCGCCAGAGCCAGUGUGCCGGGCGCUGCUCUCCGCCCCGCUGCUGGACACCCAGCGAGCCCGAGUCGGUGCAUCAGGCACCCGACACCCAGAGCAUCUCCCACUUCCUGCAUCGCGUGCAGGGCUUCCGGCGGCGUGGUGGCAAAGCAGGUGGUUUCGGUGGCCGGGGUGGGAGCCACGCGGCCAAGGCAGCCCGAUGCUCCUUCAGUGACUUCUUUGAGGGCAUCGGCAAGAAGAAGAAGGUGGUGGCAGUGGCAGCUGCCGGGGUGGGGGGCCCCGGCCUCACCGAGUUGGGCCAUCCCCGCAAACGGGGCCGUGGGGAGGUGGAUGCCCUCACUGGGAAGCCCAAACGCAAGAGGCGGUCCCGGAAGAAUGGGACUCUGUUCCCAGAGCAGGUGCCCAGUGGCCCCGGCUUUGGGGAGGCAGGCGCCGAAUGGGCCGGGGACAAGGGUGGUGGCUGGGCCCUUCACCACGGGCACCCAGGUGGGCAAGCUGGCCGGAACUGUGGGUUCCAGGGGACUGAGGCCCGGGCCUUUGCCUCUACUGGGCUAGAGAGUGGGACCUCAGGCCGUGGCAGCUACUACAGCACGGGCACGCCUGCGGGCCAGAACGAGCUCAGCCAGGAGCGCCAAAACCUCUUCACUGGCUAUUUUCGCUCCCUGCUCGAUUCGGAUGACUCCUCCGACCUCUUGGACUUUGCCCUUUCAGCCUCACGCCCUGGCCCCGAGUCCCGGAAGACAUCGGGCACCUAUGCGGGGCCCCCAACCAGCGCCCUGCCUGCCCAGCGGGGCCUGGCCACAUUCCCCAGCCGGGGAGCCAAGGCCAGCCCAGUGGCGGUGGGCAGCAGUGGGCCUGGAGCGGACCCCUCCUUUCAGCCUGUCCUGCCUGCUCGCCAGACCUUCCCACCAGGCCGGGCAGGGAGCUACGGGAUAACCCCAGCCACUUCAGAUUGCCGGGCAGCGGAGACCUUUCCGAAGCUGGCUCCUCCGCCUUCAGCUGUGGCCCGCUCACCCACCACCCACCCGCCGGCCAACACCUACACCCCCCAGUACGGUGGCUAUGGGGCUGGACAGAGUGUAUUCGCCCCAGCAAAGCCCUUUACGGGCCAAGACUGUGCUAACAGCAAGGACUGCAGCUUUGCCUAUGGCAGCGGCAACAGCCUGCCCGCCUCGCCCAGCAGUGCCCACAGCGCUGGCUACGCCCCACCGCCUACCGGUGGCCCCUGCCUGCCACCAGGCAAGGCCUCCUUCUUCAACAGCUCUGAGGGGGCUGCCUUCUCUGGUUCAGCCCCCACACCCCUGCGCUGUGACAGCCGGGCCAGCACUGUCUCGCCUGGCGGCUACAUGGUGCCCAAGGGCACCACAGCCUCUGCUGCCUCCUCCUCCUCCUCCUCCUUCCAGCCCUCACCCGAGAACUGUCGGCAGUUUGUGGGGGCUUCUCAGUGGCCUUUCCGGCAGGGCUAUGGAGGCCUGGACUGGGCCUCGGAGGCCUUCAGUCAGCUCUACAAUCCCGGUUUCGACUGCCAUGUCAGCGAGCCCAACGUGAUCCUGGACAUCUCCAACUACACGCCACAGAAGGUGAAGCAGCAGACAGCCAUGUCCGAGACCUUCUCUGAGUCGUCCUCCGACAGCACCCAGUUCAAUCAGCCGGUCGGAGGCGGCUUUAGGCGUGCCAACAGCGAGGCCUCGAGCAGUGAGGGCCAGUCCAGCCUGUCCAGCCUGGAGAAACUCAUGAUGGACUGGAACGAGGCCUCAUCUGCCCCCGGCUACAACUGGAACCAGAGCGUCCUCUUCCAGAGCAGCUCUAAGCCAGGCCGCGGACGGCGGAAGAAGGUCGACCUGUUCGAGGCCUCACAUCUGGGCUUCCCAUCAUCCGCCUCAGCCACUGCCUCAGGCUACCCGUCCAAACGGAGCACAGGGCCCCGGCAGCCACGGGGCGGACGGGGCGGUGGGGCCUGCUCAGCAAAGAAGGAGCGGGGCGGCGCAGCAGCCAAAGCCAAGUUCAUCCCCAAGCCACAGCCGGUCAACCCGCUGUUCCAGGACAGCCCAGACCUCGGCCUGGACUACUACAGUGGGGACAGCAGCAUGUCACCACUGCCCUCGCAGUCAAGGGCCUUUGGUGUGGGUGAGCGAGACCCCUGUGACUUCAUGGGACCUUACUCCAUGAACCCGUCCACGCCAUCUGAUGGCACCUUUGGCCAAGGCUUCCACUGCGACUCGCCCAGCCUGGGUGCCCCCGAGCUGGAUGGCAAGCAUUUCCCACCACUGGCCCACCCGCCCACGGUGUUUGAUGCUGGCCUGCAGAAGGCGUACUCACCCACCUGCUCACCAACACUGGGCUUCAAGGAAGAGCUGCGGCCGCCACCCACAAAGCUGGCUGCCUGUGAGCCCCUCAAGCAUGGGCUCCAGGGGGCCAGCCUAGGCCAUGCGGCUGCAGCCCAGGCCCACCUGAGCUGCCGGGACCUGCCACUGGGCCAACCCCACUACGACUCCCCCAGCUGCAAGGGCACAGCAUAUUGGUACCCGCCAGGCUCAGCUGCACGCAGCCCACCCUAUGAAGGCAAGGUGGGCACAGGGCUGCUAGCUGACUUCCUGGGCAGGACGGAGGCUGCGUGCCUCAGUGCCCCACACCUGGCUAGCCCACCAGCCACACCCAAGGCCGACAAGGAGCCCCUGGAGAUGGGCCGGCCACCUGGUCCACCCCGUGGCCCUGCUGUAGCCGCUGCUGGCUAUGGCUGCCCGCUCCUUAGUGACUUGACCCUGUCCCCUGUGCCAAGGGACUCACUGUUGCCCCUGCAGGAUACCACCUAUAGGUAUCCAGGCUUUAUGCCACAGGCGCAUCCCGGCCUGGGUGGGGGCCCCAAGAGCGGCUUCCUGGGGCCCAUGGCGGAACCUCACCCUGAGGACACAUUCACCGUCACCUCCCUGUAGUGCCAACUGAAGUGCCGACUGGACCUCGAGGUUUUGUUCCUGGCUUUCAGAAAAUCAACGCCAAGACCCCUCCCAGCGUCCACAUCGUCCUCUGGCAGGAGCGCUUGCCCCUCUGCCUCCCGCCCCACCCCACCUGCACCCCCCUGCAGCCCCAU